GGUCAAAAACACUACAUAAUUCCAGACAAGACAUUGUUUUCGGUUGCUUGUACAUCAUUAUUUAUACCUUUUUUUGGAAGUACAUACCGGGCGUGACGGCAGUAAAUGAAGAUAAUUGCUCAGCCAAACAGAUAAUUGCUCAGCCAAACUCCAUAUUUGACGCUGGAGCAGGACGAGGAAUAUAAGACCAGUCGCACGUUGUAGCAGCUCACAAAGCAGGCGAGCCUGUGAGAAUAUUUAGCUUAACGUUACGCCUGCAGAAGAAUUUGUGGAAGAAUUGAGAGAAACCGCAGCAUGGUGAAUCAAGUGCAGAGAGUCGAAGACACAUGGCGAACAUGCAGCAAAAGCGACUCAAGUGGCGCGAGCAACAGCGGUUGCGAGAGUUCCAAGGAAAGCUCUCGCUCCUCGACGCCGGUGUUGGACACCGACCGCACGGACAGGCUACGGGACAAGAUGCGCCGCCGGACGGAGUCGGGCGACCACUGGUUUUCCCUCGAGUUCUUCCCCCCUCGCACUGCAAGUGGAGCUGUCAACCUCAUCUCUAGAUUUGAUCGCAUGGGCUCAGGGGGGCCCCUGUUCAUAGACGUUACCUGGCAUCCAGCAGGGGACCCGGGUUCGGACAAGGAGACCUCCUCCAUGAUGAUCGCCAGCACAGCGGUCAACUACUGUGGCCUGGAGAGCAUUCUUCAUCUGACCUGCUGCAACCAGACCAAAGAGAAGAUCACUGGGUACCUGAGCAAAGCCAAACGCCUUGGCCUGAAGAACAUCAUGGCUCUAAGAGGAGAUCCUAUGGGGGCUGACUGGGAAGAGGAAGAAGCGGGCUUCAACUACGCCACAGACCUAGUCAAACACAUACGCUGCGAGUUUGAUGACUACUUUGACAUCUGUGUUGCCGGCUACCCCACUGGCCACCCAGAGGCGGAGAGUUACGACGAGGACCUGAGACAUCUGAAGGAGAAAGUGGACGCUGGCGCCGACUUCAUCAUCACCCAGCUCUUUUUCCGGGCUGACACCUUCCUCAAGUUUGUCAGAGACUGCAGGGCCAUAGGAAUCACCUGCCCCAUCCUACCAGGCAUCUUCCCUAUCCAGGGCUACCAGUCUCUGAGGCAGCUGGUCAAACUGUCCAAGCUGGAGGUGCCCGAGGAGAUAAUGCAGGUCAUCGAGCCCAUCAAGGACAACGAUGCGGCCAUCCGCAACUACGGCAUUGAGCAGGCUGUGGGCAUGUGCCGCGUGCUGCUGGAGAGCGGCGAGGUGCCGGGCCUCCACUUCUACACGCUGAACCGCGAGGUAGCCACCAUGGAGGUACUGCGGCAGCUGGGCCUGUGGAUCGAGGACCCCAGGCGGACACUCCCCUGGGCGGUGAGCGCUCACCCCAAACGCAAAGUGGAGGACGUGCGGCCCAUUUUCUGGGCCUCCAGACCCAAGAGCUAUAUCUACAGAACACAGGACUGGGAUGACUUCCCCAAUGGACGAUGGGGAAACUCGUCAUCUCCGGCCUUUGGUGAACUCAACGAUUACUACCUGUUCUACCUUAAGAGUAAGUCGUCCAAGGACGCCCUGCUGAAGAUGUGGGGUGAGGAGCUGACCAGCGAGCAGAGCGUCUACGAGGUCUUCACCAGCUACAUCACGGCCCAGCCCAAUGUUGCCGGACACAAGGUGAUGUGUCUGCCGUGGAAUGACGACCCGCUGGCCCCGGAGACCAACUUGCUGAAGGACGAGCUGGAUAAGGUAAACCGCAGGGGAGUCCUCACCAUCAACUCCCAGCCCAGCAUCAACGGCAAGCCCUCCUCAGACCCCAUCGUGGGCUGGGGCCCCCCUGGUGGCUACGUCUUCCAGAAGGCUUAUCUGGAAUUUUUCACCUCAAGCGAAAAUGUCACAGCUCUCCUCAAAGUGCUAAAGAAGUACGAGCCUCGCGUCAACUACCACAUCGUCAACGUUCACGGUCAGAAUACUACGAACGCCCAUGACAUGCAACCCAACGCUGUGACAUGGGGUAUCUUCCCCGGCAGGGAGAUUGUCCAGCCCACCGUGGUGGAUCCAGUCAGCUUCUUGUACUGGAAGGACGAGGCCUUUGCCCUGUGGAUCGAGCAGUGGGCCAAGCUGUACGAAGACGAGUCCCCAUCACGUAUGAUCAUCAAGUAUAUCCACGACAACUACUUCCUUGUCAACCUGGUGGACAACGACUUCCCUUUGGACAACUGCUUGUGGCAGGUCAUCGAUGACAUGUUUGAGCUGCUUGACAACCCCCCGGAGGAGCAACCCGCGGAGCAAACUGCAGAGCAACCCAACGAUGAGCAAUCCGACAAGGAACAACCUGGAAAGUAACCAUGGCGAUAGCCACCAAUUGAGCAACUUUUUUUUCUUUGGUGCUGCUUUUGAUAACUUUUCACUCAACAAACACCACAAAGUACUUAACUACAGUAUUAUACCAUACAGUAUAUACUUUAAAAAUAUAUACUUUAAAAAUAUAUAUAUAUUUUAUUAUCUGGAGGAUGGAUCUUAAUCAAGAGGUACUUCAGUGAAUGAAUAUGAUGACAAAUACAGUGCAUUUGGAAAGCAUUCAGACCCUUUCACUUUUUCAACAUUUUGUUCCGUUACUGGCUUAUUCUAAAAUGGAUGAUCCUUUUUUUAAUUUAAUCAAUCUACACACAAUACCCCAUAAUGACAAAGCGAAAACGUGAUUUAAAAAUAUUUGCAAAUUUAUGAACAAAAUAACUGAAAUACCUUAUUUACAUAAGACCCUUUGUGAUGAGACUUGAAAUUGACCUCUGGUGCAUCCUGUUUCCAUUUAUCAUCCCUGAAUGUUUCUACAACUUGAUUU
Messenger RNA from Oncorhynchus tshawytscha (Chinook salmon), 2821 nucleotides. RefSeq names its product methylenetetrahydrofolate reductase. Gene Ontology annotation, molecular function: FAD binding; methylenetetrahydrofolate reductase [NAD(P)H] activity. Lineage: Eukaryota; Metazoa; Chordata; Actinopteri; Salmoniformes; Salmonidae. Gene Ontology annotation, biological process: tetrahydrofolate interconversion. The record is from RefSeq and is a predicted model, not a curated record. Gene Ontology annotation, cellular component: cytosol. The transcript has 13 exons. The coding region runs from base 295 to 2325 and encodes 676 amino acids.